AUGUCUCCUCAGAUGGCUACCUUUUCUCUAGGGAAGCGACCACGUGGUAAACGAAGUUGCACAGGCAAAGUCCGGUCGGGUUGCAUUACGUGCAAGCGGCGACAUAUCAAGUGCGACGAAACUCGCCCUUACUGUCUGAAAUGCACCAAGUCGCCUCGAGGGCCAGGCAUAUGCGAGGGCUACCAACCCGGAAAGAAGCAACCAGAUCGUCACGCUCAACCACGCCUGAUUACCUCCAAGGAAACUUGGCGGAUCUGGCCUGCCGCUGUCCUUAGGGAACCCGGCUACGAGUCCGCUUUCUUCAGUAAUCCUCAGGAGAAAGUCUACUUUGACUUUUGGCAGCAUCUAGUGGCCAACAUCUAUCUUUUCCCCAGCGACAUCAUGAUCCGCGUUGUCCCACAGCUUGCGCGUCGCGAGCCAGCCAUCAAGCACGCCGCUCUCGCCAUGGCCGGGAUGGCCCGCGCGCUCGUUCCGUCGCUCAUCAGGCGGUCCAGGAAGCAGCUCCAUGCCAACGGGCCGCACUACGAAUUUGCUCUACAGCAAUACGGCCGCGCGAUCAAGCUUGUGCGUAGUUCCCAGCCGUCAAGUGAGAACAUGCUCUGGGCUAUCGUCUGCUGCGUUCUCUUCGUCACGUUCGAGUGUCUCCACGGUGAUCGCGACGCGGCGCUAUCGCAUGUGGAUCAUGCCUACAAAAUGAUGGAAACGUACUUCAAUCAGCGUUCCCUGCUCGAGGACGGUCCCGUGACGGACUCUAUCCGCGCAGUGUGUGACGAUGCUGCGUGGGUGUUCCAGGGGCUGACGAUGCAGGCCUGGUCACACAAUGUGUUGCACUCUAAGGACGCUUCGCAAAUCAGCUGGUGUUGUCGUGGCAGCAAGCGCGCUUACGCUGUGGACGAGAUGCCCACUGUGUUUGCAGACGUCCACAUGGCGCGGCGUUGGUGGAGAGUCGUGCAGCAUUACACGUGUCAUAGAUGUCCCAUCUACACAGAGAUGUUUGUUGAUGGACUUUCGAAGGAGAUGCUUGUGGGCAGCUAUGUGCGGCCGGCUCAAUUUCCGAAUCACCUGGAUGAGCUGGCCGCUGUGCUCCCCGACUUCCUUGGCCAUCUACGACGUUGGCAGAAUGCCUUCCAAGGGAUCUACGACGACCUGCGGGCGAAUCAAACCCAAAACUACAAGGCAUAUGUGGACGCCUGCAACUUGCACAUACAAUAUCUCACUCUUUGGACCGAUGUCUCAAGUCUAAGCUACGAAGACAUCAAAAUGACCAUCAUGCUGACGCCAUCAUUCCGCCAGAUGGUUCAUCUUAGCCGCAUCGUCCUCGCAGCGCAGCAAAACUGCGGCGGAUGCACAGAGACCUUCAGCAUGGACAACGGUCCCACUCUACCGCUCUUGAUCGUCGCGUGCCGAUGCCGCGAGGACAGCGUGAGACGAGAGGCUACAGAGUUGCUGGGCAGAUACCACCGUCGCGAUGGAUUAUGGGAUAGCAGAGCUUUCCACAGCGUCGCGCUGAAGAACGUGGCGAUCGAGACGGAGAACACUACCGACGGAGGCGAUGGUGAGCAGUGGUCACGCAUGUCGCGACGUGAGGUGCACUUCAGCCGCGAAGGAGAUGUGACCGGCAGGACGUUCAGAUGGCAGCCAGAUGUGGAGUGGAAGCGUGUUGAAGAAUCUUUGUCAAUGGUUUAUUAA
Messenger RNA from Colletotrichum orchidophilum, 1689 nucleotides. RefSeq lists its product as uncharacterized. Bases 1 to 1689 code for a protein of 562 amino acids. The record is from RefSeq and is a predicted model, not a curated record. Gene Ontology annotation, biological process: regulation of DNA-templated transcription. Lineage: Eukaryota; Fungi; Ascomycota; Sordariomycetes; Glomerellales; Glomerellaceae. Gene Ontology annotation, molecular function: DNA-binding transcription factor activity, RNA polymerase II-specific; zinc ion binding. The transcript has 2 exons.